GAAGGAGGGAGGAUUGGAACCUGGGUCUCCAAAGCCUGCGGGCCUGGCCGUGCGCAUUGCUGCCGUUCCUGCACGAUCCUGCUUCGCCUCGCAGGCCGUUUCGCCUCCAUCAAAACGUCUCCUCCUUCCCCUAUCCUUGCUCCAAACCUGGAGUCCUAGCCUGCGAACUCCUUCUGGGAGAGGCCCCCGCCGGCCAGGUUUAACAGCCGCAGAGUUAUCCGCUCCAGAGAGCAGCGUGGACGGUCACCAGGGACGUGAGGGUCAUCAUGGAAGCCUCUUUGAGGGAGGAGUCGGGCGCGAAAACCUGCGUGCCUUCGCCGCCUCCAGAUAUUUUCCUUCUGCCUUUUUGGUUCCCAUUCUUCCCUCCAUCCCGUAGUUAUUUAGUCGAUUCGUGGUUUUUUUUGUUGUUGUUGUUUUGUUUUGUUUUAAUGUAAUGUCUGCACUGUUUUCCAAUUUGUUCCCCUCCCCAUGUUUCUUUACCAGUCUUUUAAAUCCCUCGCCCUCCUCCUCCCCCAUUUUCAUCCAAUUUGUCCUUAACAUGUGGGAUUUGGUGUCGAUGCGCCAGCAUAGGAGGACCCUGCCCUUAGAGAAAAUGGUUCUCGCCAGUCCCCAUCCCUUUCCCCCCGCUUGCUAUUGUGCGCCAGUGAGUGACAAGACCACGAGGUUGAGCGCGCCCAGGAGAUUUUUCUGUAAAUGGCUUAAAACCCUAGUUGAGUCUAUUUACUCUGAUCUAAGUGAGACAAUUGCAUUGUUGUUCUCGGCUGGUGAGCUGUGGCUCUGUAGGGCUACCCUGAAUUUAACCAGUCUGCCCUAAGCCCUCGGAGGACAAAAACAGCCGCCACCUCGCACAGACUGGAAAGCGUGGGGCCGCUCUCACAGGACGCUCUGAUCCGGGGCGUUCGCCUAGGUGUCGCCUGAUCCUCCUUUUCCUGUUUGCUUGGGUUCGGGAGCAGAGCACACUGUAAUGGAUUGCAAUCACGGAUGCUCGGCAGAAUGUAUUGGAGAAGGAAGAUCGAAAGAGGUGGUGGAGACUUUUAAGGCUAAAGAUCUAAUGAUUACACCAGCGACCAUUUUAAAAGAAAAACCAGACCCAAAUAAUCUGAUUUUUGGCACUGUUUUCACGGAUCACAUGUUGACAGUGGAAUGGUCCUCAGAUUUUGGAUGGGAGAAACCUCAUAUCAAGCCUUUUCAAAACCUGUCAUUGCAUCCUGGCUCAUCAGCUCUUCACUAUGCAGUGGAAUUAUUUGAAGGAUUGAAGGCAUUUCGAGGAGUAGAUAAUAAAAUUCGUCUGUUUCGGCCAAACCUCAACAUGGAUAGAAUGUACCGAUCUGCAGUGAGGGCAACGUUGCCGGUAUUUGAUAAGGAAGAGCUCUUAGAGUGUAUUCAGCAGCUUGUGAAAUUGGAUCAAGAAUGGGUCCCGUAUUCAACAUCUGCCAGCCUAUAUAUUCGUCCUACAUUCAUUGGAACCGAGGCUUCUCUUGGAGUCAAGAAGCCAACCAAAGCCCUGCUCUUUGUAAUCUUGAGUCCGGUGGGACCUUAUUUUUCAAGUGGAAGCUUUAAUCCCGUGUCCUUGUGGGCCAACCCAAAGUAUGUAAGAGCGUGGAAAGGUGGAAUUGGAGACUGCAAAAUGGGAGGAAAUUAUGGCUCCUCUCUUUUUGCCCAAUGUGAAGCAGUGGAGAACGGGUGCCAGCAGGUUCUGUGGCUCUACGGCGAGGAUAACCAAAUAACCGAAGUUGGCACCAUGAAUUUUUUUCUUUACUGGAUAAAUGAAGAUGGAGAAGAAGAACUGGCAACUCCUCUGCUAGAUGGCAUCAUUCUGCCGGGAGUUAUGCGGCAGAGCAUUCUGGACCUGGCACGCACGUGGUGUGAAUUUAAGGUGUCUGAGAGGUACCUCACUAUGGAUGACUUGACAACUGCCCUGGAGGGGAACCGAGUGAGGGAGGUGUUUGGCUCUGGUACAGCUUGUAUUGUCUGCCCAGUUUCUGAUAUACUAUACAAGGGCGAGACUAUGCAUAUUCCAACUAUGGAGAAUGGUCCCAAUCUUGCAAGCCGUAUCUUGGACAAGUUGACUGACAUCCAAUAUGGAAGAGAAGACAGCGACUGGACAAUCAUAGUCUCCUGAAUGAAAAACCAAAAAAUAUCAUUUGUAUGUCAUUAGGACAGGCUGUUCCACUUGAAUUAUGAUAGAUUUCUUUGGCUACUUGUUUGUAGUUGUGCAUCAUGUAGUCUUUGUAUUAUUGGUGUGUUACCAGGGUGAUUGUAUCCUCAUGCCAGAGAAUAUGAAUUGAAUUGCAAUCAUAAAAUGGUGUCUUAUAAACUUGGUUGUAGACCCUUACUUUACCUUCUCUUAGAAAGAUGAUAAUAUAAGCCAUAUAACGUAGAAUUUUCCUCAACAAUUUAGGGCCUCCCUUAGUAUUUCACUCGUAUACAAAAAUGUGUGUUCUUUUGUUCUUGAGCUUAAAUGUGUUCUGCUCUUCAACCAAAUGAGAUUUUUUUUUUAAUGUUCAAAGCUGAUAUGAGUAAGUAUCAUAAGUUUCAUUUCCUGUGAUACAUCUUCAUCCCCAGAAGGUGUUUUCUGCUUGCUUUUUUAUUUUCCCUCUGCACGCUCCAACACUUCUUGUUUCAAUCAAGAGUCUGAGAAACUGGAUUUCCUCUCUUCACAUUGUUUCGCGGCCACAUAGAAGUCCAUCCUAUGGUGAAACUCAUUCCAACUCAUCCAGAACACGAGUAAGACCGAGACACAUUUCCACCACUCACCUUCCACACUGUAUUGUAAUUGUCUGUUUGUCGGGCUCCACUGCAAGUCUAAAGGUCUUGUGCCUUCUAGAUACUUGUUUCCCCAAUGCCUGGCACAUAGUUAAAUACUCAAUAAAUGUUUUGUUUAAUGAAUGAAUGAACAUUUAGCUUCUAUAGAAGUGUACCUUGUUGUUUCUAUAUUAUGAAUACCUUGUUGUUUCUAUAUUAUGAAACCUAUUAAUUAGAAUUUGUGAUUGAUUCUGACUUUGCAUAUAUUUACCUCAUAUUGUCUUUAUUUUCUAUGGACUAAUAAAUCAUUACAGAUACUCAGAGGCACAGUUAGUUGGAGAAUUGUUUCCUAUUUGAGGACUCUCGGAAAUGAAGGCGUAGCUCUAGAGAGGUCAUGUUGUCAUACCAACCAAAGGUAUAUGACAAAAGUUCUAUGUUAAAUAAAAAUGAAUCAACAUAUUUAAAUUUUUGGUAGAAAGUAAAGAGAUGUGCUCUGGUUUUUGAAUUCUGGUUUUAUAGGUGCUCUUUUCUGUUGACUGGGGAUUGGAUGAAUGAGUGGUUAAGGUACAGGGAGAGCCAUUAUGCAUGGUAAUUUCUUCAUUUAGGAACCGUGAGUUAAAAUUGUAUCCUUCCUGUUUAUCUAGGAGAAAGUCAAAUCUUGAUAGAAAACAUUUACCUUUGCAUGGUCAACUCUGAGAGAUUAUAUUUUUGGUUUCCCGCAGUCCUAAUAACUUUCAUCUUGCUGAUCAUAUUUCAUUCUCUUUUUAGAGCAAGGGGGUAAAAAAGUACUUUGAAAGUUUGUUGCAUUGGAAAAAUUUCCUUAAGGUAUUUAGCAAUACUUAGCAAAUGGGGCUUUGAUUUUUUUCCAAGACUUUUAGCCAUAGGGUCUUUUUAGAUAGGAAUGGUAAAAUGAAAAUUAGGAAAGUGUAAGAUGAAACGGAAUGGUAAAAAUAUCUUUUAGGGGGUUUUUAAUUGGUGAUCUGAAAUCUUGGAAUUGUCUGCUCCUUUCAGGCCUUGGGUACUUCUGACACUCCUCUGCACAUGUUAGCCAAGUAGCAUUCUAAAGGUAUGCUUUAGCUUUGGCUAAAUCCUUUGAACUUAUUUUUAAUACAGUGGUCUAGAAAACACGUACAGGUAAUUUUAACCUGUCAUGUAGUGCAUAACCAGAGCUAGAUUCCUAUGAGAAAUGGAAAUUAUUUCCUUGCCAUAAAUACUUUCUAUCCUUUGCGUGUCUAGAUUUUGGAUGGCAAGGUGCAUCCAUUAUAAAAGUUAGAGAACAAUAAUAAUGUAUUGUCAUUAUUCUGAAUGUUUUCUUUCAUAAAACCUUAAGAGCAUUUUAAGUCCUCUCAACCUAUUUUAGUGAAAACUAGGGAUAUGCAUUUUUUAAAAACUGCAGGUCCCCUAAUACAGAGAUACAAUCUACCAUUUUCGUUUUAAGUAAUAGGACAGGAAAAAUUGACCUAAACACUAAUUUGUUAAAUAUAUUUAAAAGGAACAUCUGCACAUCUUUUUUCCUUGUGCACUAUUUGUUUAAUUGCAGUGGAUUCAUAAAGCAAGAGUGGCAUAUUAUAACGAGGCAAUUAUCCAUUCUUCAGGACUUGGUUAUCGUAACACUAAUUGAUCAUUUAAGGCAUAAGACAGUCUACCUUCAGGAACAUGUGAGGCUAAUCUGCUCGAAGAGAUCAACAAAUUAAUAUUGUUGCUGAUAUUUGCAUAAUUGGGUGCAAUUAUUUAAUGUUUAAUUGGGUUGAUCAAAUGAGAUUCAGCAAUUCACAUGUGCAUGAAUAUAAACAGAACUGGUAGUACUUAAAAUGAUAAUGAUUAACUUAUUUUGCAUGUUCUCUUCCUCCCACUUUAUUCAGUUAUUACAUUUCAGAUUGACUUUUGUCAGUUUUUUCCAAAACACAUAAGGAGAAACCAAGAUUUUAAAAUGAAGUGCUCAGACUUAGACAAAGCCUGAGCAUUUCAUAAAGAUAUCCGCUGUUAGACAUUUUGCUUUUUAUAGUCAUUUAUUGAGGAUUCAAUUCAUGAAACACCAAAAGAAGAGCAAACUUCAAGAAGUGUACCAUGCUCUCUAGUACAAUGCAGCUGUCAGCAAUGAAUAAAUUAAUAAUACCAGCUUUAGCCUUUACUUUCAAUAGGACAUAGGAAAGUAAAAGGCAAAGAGAAAUAAAUUAUUUCUUAUUAGGAAAUCUCAUGUUUUUUUCUACCUGGUAAACAUUCUCUAUUCUUUUCUUAAAAGAUAACUAGAAGGGGGAAGAAAAUCACAGAAAGCCACAAGAAAGCAGAAUGUAGCAUCAACUAUAUUGGAACAUGCAAUGUAGCCAUCUAAAGACCUGGGGAGCCUACUGCAUAUGCCCAGGUUUACAAAACUUUACCAUAUUGGCUUUGUUGCUUGAUAUAAUUGUACCUAAACAAGUGGUUUUGCUUUCCUCAUAUCAGGGCACUCUUGGGCACUUGAAGGCAAUUAAUGAGUAUGUCUCAGUCAAAAGUACUAUAGGAGCCUUUUAUUAAAGCUGCAGUUUCAGCUCUGCUCUAGGAGAAUUGUGCUAUGAAAUCAGCUGCCCAAAAAGCCUCUUUAUUUUUCCCAUCCCCACUCAGUGAUCAAUCACUGUAUUCUUUUUCCUUAUAAUAUUCCCUUUUAAAAAUUAUAUGUUCAGUGUACCCCUAUGAUUGGGAAUGUGUAUUUUAAGUAGUGAGCUGCAACAUUUGUUCACUUUCAGUGAAAUAAAUACAUUGAAAGUGGUAUUUUCUAAAAUCUUUAGAGCAGUACAUCUUCAUUGGCUGUGCUAAGGCAGAGGGCUUAGGCAAGGGUUAGAGAAACAUUGUAAGUCUCCCUUAAUCUCAUGUCCUGAUUCUAAAUGCAAUCGGAGAACUCUUGCAAUGUGGAUUUCUUGGGAGAAUCUGUAGAAACACAGAUUAUACUUAUGCUAACAAGUGAUUUUUCAAAUUAGACAAGCUGUGAGUUUGCAAAACAAUCAUGCGUAAAAGACAGGAUUCCCAUACACCACCCUAUUAUCAACACCUUGCAUUGGUGUGGUACAUUUGUUAGAAUUGAUGAAAGCACAUUUUUAUAAUUGUACUAUUAACUAUAGUUGACGGUUUAAUUU
Molecule: messenger RNA, 5855 nt
Organism: Choloepus didactylus (southern two-toed sloth)
Lineage: Eukaryota; Metazoa; Chordata; Mammalia; Pilosa; Megalonychidae
Gene: BCAT1
Product: branched chain amino acid transaminase 1
Exons: 11
Coding region: 965-2122 (385 amino acids)
Biological process (GO): L-valine biosynthetic process; L-leucine biosynthetic process
Cellular component (GO): mitochondrion
Molecular function (GO): branched-chain-amino-acid:2-oxoglutarate transaminase activity
Source: RefSeq, a predicted model, not a curated record